Molecule: messenger RNA, 5425 nt
Organism: Neopsephotus bourkii (Bourke's parrot)
Lineage: Eukaryota; Metazoa; Chordata; Aves; Psittaciformes; Psittacidae
Gene: HOXC6
Product: homeobox C6
Biological process (GO): regulation of transcription by RNA polymerase II; anterior/posterior pattern specification
Cellular component (GO): nucleus
Molecular function (GO): RNA polymerase II cis-regulatory region sequence-specific DNA binding; DNA-binding transcription factor activity, RNA polymerase II-specific
Source: RefSeq, a predicted model, not a curated record
CAUCUCUUGCCCCACGCAGGGAUCAGCCCCGAGUGGGCAACGUGGCUGGAAAGGGAAGAGAAGAGGUUCCCCCCCCCCACUGCCAGUAGCGGUGUCUGCAGGCGGUUCAGGGAGGGAGGGGAAAGGGGGGGGACACACGGAUUUGGAUUUGUUUCCUUUCAGUAAUUACUGAGGGAUAGAAAACACAUGUGUUGGGAUCGCAUUUUUUUUCUUAACCCCCCUUUUUUUCCCCCCUCUUCUUCCCCUAAAUCAGUUCAUCAAUUCGCAAAUUAUAGCUGGGGGGGGGGGGGGAAGGAAAUCUCCCGACACGUUUUUCUAUUUUAUUCUCCGCCCCCCCCCCUUUUCUCUGUGUGAGCAUCAGUGGGGGGAGAGGGAAGAAAAAAGAAGAGGGAGGGGGAAGAAUAUAGCUUAUGAGUGGUGAAUGUUAUUUCGGAUUUCUAUGGGCGCUUUUCUUUUCUGGGAACAAAGAGCAACUCCUAUUAAAGAGCUACUCGAAGACUUGUACAUAUUUCUACUGCUGUGUAGCACUUUUAAUAAAACAUCUGUUCUUGCUUCUGCUGAUGAGUUUACAUAAUUGUUUGCAGACCAAUUUAACCAGAAAGCGCCCCACAUAUUCCCUCUCCAUGUUUUCAUGGGGGAAAAAAUAAAUACCUUUCUGGUAGUGACAUAGCUUGAUGAAAUACUUUCGAGAAAUCCCCAAACUGCUAGAAAAUAUCAAUGGGGGGAAAAAUAAUAUAUAUCGAGUGCAUUCAAAACGUGAGGCAAUGAGUAAAACAUACUUUAAUGAUGCCUCAUUUGUAUUUGGGGUGGUUCUGCUCUAUUUUUGUUUUUCACCCCCCUCCUCUUUCUCUGCCUUUUCUCCCCAGAAACCUGGGUUUUAGCGUGGGGAGAGGAUUCUAUUUUAAGUUUCUUUACGGCAGCUGGUUUCUGUUCACUAUAAAUCGACCAGACUUUUAAGACUUGCCCUCUGUUUAGAGAAGUAAUAAAACACUUAACUUUCUCGACUCCUAGUCACACGGUUAUCACACAGGUCUCUCGAUACAACAGCCCCGAGCACCUACACAAAAUAGAAAAGAAAAGGGGGGGGGGCAAAAAAAUAAUAAUAAAAAAUAAAAAUAAGAAAUAAGAAGAAAAAUCGACCACCACCCCCCCUCAAUGGAGCUUCUCCAGGGACUCCUCCAAACUUUGGCGUGGGUAUCAAUACCCUUCCAUAGGUGCAACUCCCCCCAGCCAAAGGUCCAACCCAUCCAGCUGUAGCUCCUUUUAAUUUACUCGCCAAAUUACAUCGGGCUGUAAGCAAUACAUAAGGUAAGACAACACGCCAAUAACUGCAAAGCCCUCAUCCAUUCUCCUCUGCCUCCAGCCCAUUUGUUGGACCUUUACAACAAUUUAAUAUCUGGAAGGAGCCUGCCUGGUCAGUGGUUUCCAAAGAAACCCAGCUCUGAAAGGACUUGGGCUCAGAAGAGAGGUGCCCAUGGCUACUUGUAUUUACAGCACCCCCUUUGCUCCCCAGCUCUGUGUGUGUGUGUGUGUCCCGGUGGGGGUUUCACAUCUCAGCAGAAAGCAGUAAAAAAUCAAAAUAUUCAUAAUAAUCCCCCCCCCAGUAAUCGCAUUUCUUUCUUAGUUUCUUUAUUUUCGCCUUUCUUUGACUCCAGAAAUGCCCGGGCAGGCUCUUGGGAAAGAGGAGAGGGAGAAAAGGGAAACGAAAGCAAACUGAAGUUCGCUUUUUGGAGAGGGGGAACCGCCUGUAAAUCUCCCCCCAUGCAGAUGAGUCUUGUGUCUACUCCAGGUUGGGCAGCCCUAGGUGGGAGCCAGCGAGCUCCCCAUGCUAAAGAAGAUGGUGCACACUUCCAGCUCUCCCCUUUUUUGGUUCGAAACUUUAUUUUUUUCCCCUAGUGACACUCAGGGGAAGCCUUAACGUUAUAGAAGAUGAAUACACGAGCUUUUUUUUUUUUUCAGUUGUAGUCUCGUUUAUGGUUUUAUUGCUACCAUUGAUUACUUUGCUUUGUUACACAGAGGAAAAAGAGCAUAAAAUCCGUUGGCAUCCGGGUUCCUGUUAUAGCUGGGGAAAAAAAUAUACACCCACCCCCCCAACCCUUCUUUGUCAGCUAAAAUCUUUUAGGGAUACAUCGCUAAAAGAAAAGAAAAAAAAAAAAUCAAAGGAAUUAAGGCUAUUGAUUGAGAGGAAGACACACAAAUAACUCUCAGGUUUGAAUUGGAGUGUGCACCCACAAACCUUCCUCUCCCCAGGCCCCCGCACCCUCCCGCUUAAAAUGAAAACGUGGACACGAUGGAGGUUGAAAGAAAACCCCCAGCAACAACAGAGAGGAGGCCAGGGUUUCCCUGCCAUAAUUGAAUUUUUAAAUAGCAAGCCACCAGAAUGAUAAAGAUACCUCGCAAUAUUUACAGAUCAGCAGGUAUGUUUUACAUUUAAGGGGCAAUUUAUGGCUCUGGAUUGAAAUUAAAAUUAGAUUAGCUGUCUUCAUUUCAAUUAGGUCUAGGUGCAAUCUACCCAGAGAAGAUAGGGUAGAAUCCUCCCUUUCAUCUAACUAAAUAUUUGCAGGAGAAGUUUCCCAAUCAGUUGUAAAUAUCUGCAACUAUAAAUUGCUGCAAACACCAACACGAGGUUGCGUCCCCAGCCCAGGCUCCCCAUUCCAAACAGAAACGCCCUGGUUAUUUUUUAUUGCAUUUAUUCCUCUUUUUUUUUGUUUUUGCUGCUGUUGUAGUUGAAAAUGUAAAUACCCUCCAGCUUUGAGAAUGAACAGGGAAACGUUUGAGGGGAGAAAUGUCAAACUCGAGGAGAAAUCUAACUUCCAGGCUAACGUGAGUUUGCAAUGUUGGGUGUUGCUCUGCUGGAUGUCUUUCUUUCCCCCCUUCUCUCCCCUCCCCAAGACACACUUUGGGAAGGCUCUGAAACACGUUAUCAAUUCAGAAGUCGCCAUGUUUUCCCCCCUCUCUUUAUGUAAUAUUUUCUCAUCAGGAACACAACCGUUUGAUUCCAUAAUAUUGACCAAUGCUACAUGAGAACAAGAAGGAGAAGGAGAAAAAAAAAAAAACAAAACAACAAAAACAACCCAGAGGGUAAUUUAUGGCUUAAUAUUCUGUGGACAUCUGAGAUUUAUUACUGUGAAUUCUGAGCUAUUUUAUUACAAGAUAUUAAGCAAACAUUGCUUAAAACAACCCACCCAACACAACAACAACACACACACCACAACCCCAAAGCACAAGCCCCAUAACGCUCAGACACACAGACGGUGCUUCCAAACCUCAGUGACCAUUAGCAGAAAAGGGGGGUGAAGGAGAAAAGGGGGGGGGAGGGAAAAGUUAAGCCUGGCUUAAGAAAUUUGCCCCCCCCCCUCCUUUCCCCCCCUUCAGCCCCAAGCAGCAUCCCCAGCCCAGGAGCUCUCCCCUCCCCACCGCAUCCUCCCCAUCCCCCGGCGCCCCGGGGGUGCUGGGGGGGGUUUGGGGGUGCAGGACUUACUUUCCAUGCCCACUUAGUUUCAACUAGGGAAUCAACAGAAGCAAAAGCAAUUUUUUCCCUUUUUGACACCCGCCUCCCCAUUGGCUCCCCCCGGGUCAGCUGACUUUGUCAUUUUGUCUGUCCUGGAGCAGAGCCUUCCCUAUAACAAUCUAGUUCAGACUACAAACUGGAGACAGAAAUAAAUAUUAAAGAAAUCACACAGCCAGGUGUAGAGGACGAUAUGAAUUCCUAUUUUACAAACCCAUCUUUAUCCUGCCAUCUAACCAGUGGCCAAGAGGUGCUUCCCAACGUAGCCCUCAAUUCAACUGCCUAUGACCCUGUCAGGCAUUUUUCUACUUAUGGAGCAGCCGUUGCUCAAAACCGGAUUUAUUCUUCUCCUUUUUAUUCACCGCAAGAUAAUGUUGUGUUUAGCUCCAGCCGAGGACCUUAUGACUAUGGAUCUAAUGCUUUUUACCAAGAAAAAGACAUGCUUUCUAGCUGCAGGCAAAAUUCUAUGGGACAUAAUACACAGACAUCAAUCGCACAGGAUUUUACCAGUGACCAAAACAGGAACACUUCGCAAGAACAAAAAACUAGCAUUCAAAUAUACCCAUGGAUGCAGCGUAUGAACUCCCACAGUGGAGUGGGCUACGGGGCCGACCGCCGGCGGGGCCGCCAGAUUUAUUCCCGUUAUCAAACCUUGGAGCUGGAGAAGGAAUUUCACUUCAACCGGUACCUGACCCGGCGAAGGCGGAUCGAGAUCGCCAACGCUCUGUGCCUGACGGAGCGGCAGAUCAAAAUCUGGUUCCAAAACCGGAGGAUGAAAUGGAAAAAAGAAAGUAAUUUGAGUUCAACCCUCUCCGGGGCGGGGGGGGCCGCCGCCGCCGCCGCCGACAGCUUGGCCAAGGAGGAGAAGCGAGAAGAGACAGAGGAGGAGAAGCAGAAGGAGUGAAAAAGUGACAGCUCGGCGGCAGGACACCCCCCCCCCCUUCCCCUCCAACCCCCCCCUCCAGACCCGUAUUUAUCACUGGCACAAUGUUUGGCUACGUUAAAAAAAAAAAAAAAGGGGGAAAAAAAAAAGAGAAAAAUAUUAAAAAAUAAUAUUAAUGGGGGGGUGUGUUAAAAAAUUAAGGUCUAAGGUGGAAAUGUGGACACCCCCCCCUCGCUACACAGCCCCCUCCCAGUGACCCCAUCCCCCGCACACCCAUCUCGCCAUCGCCUAUUUAUCUAUCUCGGGAUAAGACUGUUUCAAGCCGCACACGCUCCACACCCCCCUUCUCCUCCUCCUCCUCCUCUCCUCUCCCAUCCCUUCCUUUGCCCCCCCCCCCAAAAAAAAUUGGGCAUCCACCCUCCGCUGCGCCGGGUCGGCCCCUGCCCAGCCGCUUCUCCUCCCCCCCAGGCAGAGCAGCUCUUCCUCCCUUGGUGAAAAAUCAGAUUUUCCCUGCCAAAAGCUCUUUUCCACCUAAAUAUCGCAUUUUCAAGAGCAUCCUCCUUGUAUUUAAGCAGAUACCUGGGCUCAUCGCUGCAUACUACAAACUGUGACAGUUUCUGUGUGAAUAUUUUUAACUGUGUUUGUGGUACCUGUAUUUAUAUUUAUGUUUAGCACUGUAAUGUUCCACGGUAUAAAGUGAAUGGAGUUCUAUAGCGGUAGAAAAGGAAGAAAACAAAUAAUAAAGAAAUAAUAAAAGAGACAAAAAAAAAAAAAGGAGAAUUAAAUCAAUUCUUGUGUUACACCCUCAUGUAUAAAGGUCAUGUCCAGAGGACUAUGUUGAGUAUUUAAUAAAAUCUGAAUAUUAUUUUUAAAGUUUAUAGAAUGGCCUCUGAGCUUCAGUCGAAACCUUGCGUGUUGAUAACAGCCUGUUAGAAAGUUCACUUAUCUUCUGUGUGUUGUUCCUGAAAAAGAAAGCAUCAGCUCCCUCUCUCCUUUUCCUCCUUCCUUCGUCCCUCUCUCUUUCAAGAGUAUUC